Molecule: messenger RNA, 603 nt
Organism: Diaporthe amygdali
Lineage: Eukaryota; Fungi; Ascomycota; Sordariomycetes; Diaporthales; Diaporthaceae
Product: 60s ribosomal protein l6
Exons: 3
Coding region: 1-603 (200 amino acids)
Biological process (GO): cytoplasmic translation; ribosomal large subunit assembly
Cellular component (GO): cytosolic large ribosomal subunit; ribosome
Molecular function (GO): structural constituent of ribosome; RNA binding
Source: RefSeq, a predicted model, not a curated record
AUGUCGGCGAAGGUUGAGUCCAAGAAGUUCGGCAAGUCCACCCGAACGGUGCCUCACCACUCCGAGAAGGCCCAGAAGUGGUACCCUGCUGAGGCCGAUGCCCAGCCUCGCAAGGUCCGCAAGGCCGUCCGCGCUUGGGCACCUCGCAAGUCCCUCCAGCCCGGUACCAUUCUGAUCCUCCUGGCUGGCCGCUUCCGCGGCAAGCGUGUCGUCCUCCUGAAGAACCUCGACCAGGGUGUCCUCCUCGUUACCGGUCCCUUCAAGAUCAACGGUGUCCCUCUGCGCAGGGUCAACUCCCGAUACGUCAUCGCCACAUCCCAGAAGGUUGACCUGGCCGGAGUCGACGAGAAGAAGGUCGAGGAGAUCAGCCAGCCCAAGUACUUCGUCGGAGAGAAGUCCAAGGAGAAGGCCGGCGAGGAGGCUUUCUUCAAGCAGGGAGAGAAGCCACAGAAGAAGGAGGUUUCCUCCACCCGGGCAGCGGACCAGAAGGCGAUCGACAAGUCCCUGCUGGCCAACAUCAAGAAGGUCGAGUUCCUCGCGAGCUACCUGGCCUCUUCCUUCAGCCUGCGCAAGGGCGACAAGCCCCACGAGAUGAAGUGGUAG